AUGUACAACAGUGGCAACAACGUCGUGCCAGGGAGUCCCCCUCUCUGCAACGUAAGAGGCUCUCCCAUUUGCAUGAGUGGCGUGAAGAUACCGCCCUUCUCCCCCGUGUACAACGGCAACUACACAAACAUGAAUGGGAACAAAAUGAGGAAAAAUGUCAACGGGUACUUAAGUCCGGUUUUACGUUUUUUGGGUCAAAGGAGAUUUCAAAGUGGAGCUAAACGAAUAGCCAAGAAGGAGUAUGUGACGAGUGCGGGGCAGCCCAACAGGUCGAAGUCGUUCCACCACUACAGGGGCGUUGCGAAAGGCUGGGGGGAGAUGCGGCCAGCGGAGUGGCUCCCCUCCUCCGAGUGUAGCGGCGGGUUAAGCGGACGUCCAAGGAGCCAUCUAAGCUACGGUCCACGCGUCUAUCUGAACAGCCACCCGCGUGCCGAUUUGAGUGACAACCCGAGUUGCAGCUCCGGGGGACCCGAAUGGCAAAUCGUGCCAUCCAGGAAGCGUCCCCAAGACGCAAACCCCCCGGUAAGUAGCCGCGUGUCUGAAAAAACGAAGCACAACUACAAGGCGGCGGGAUACUUUAUAGUGAAGACGGAAGUAGAGAAGAAUCCCCAAAAUAACGUCAAUCAGGAAACAAACAAAAGGAACGUGAACGUGCAAAUAUUGCUUGGUUAUGACCCCCUGAAGAAGCAGCCGAACAGGGCGCCCUUAGAAAAGGAUGGCGGGCCAGAAAUGAAAGGAGAACUUAACAUCCCUGGAGGGAAGAAAGACCUAGGGGAGUGCAACCCGGUGGUGACUGCCUACAGGGAAUUCAGCGAAGAGACCAUUUAUCUGUAUAACAUGUUUGUAUCCUACUUUAGCCACUUGCACUACGUCAUGAAGGGGAUCGCCCAGGAGGGGGAAGAGUCCCAAGGGGAGGAGAAGUCUCAAAAGGAGAGGGCUCAAACGGAGAACCCCCCAAUGGAAGGUGACCCGUACGAGCUGUUCCUACAAAGGAACUUCCUAAAUGACGUGACCCAAAUGAGCAUCGAAGAAAAGAAGAGAGCAAUCAACAGGCACGUUAAUAAUUUCAUGCUAUACUUUAAGGAGGCGUGUCUAAAUAUUAAGGAGAACCACGAGACCAUGUACAGGUGUUCCUACCCGCCCUCGUACUACCAGAAGAGGAAUACCACCUUGGAGAAGAUCCACAAGGAGGUCAGUUUAUUUUCCUCCAUAGAGGAUGACGAGGUUAAUAAUUUUAAGCUGUACUACGCCCAUGGGAAAUAUAGCCUUUUCUUUUACAACGCAAUUGAAUAUGACUGUAAAAAUAUGCUUCACCAUUUGAGGAACUACUUCUGGGAGAAUUAUACGACCUUCUUUAACAUCCUCUUGAGUGAAAAUAUGAGCUUCUUAAUUAGAUGCAGAGGGAACAGUAAAAACGAUUAUGAACCGUAUCUCUUUGAUUCCGAGGAGAUAAGAAAAAAAAUUGAUCCAGACUUGUAUGACAACUUUAUGAAGGUACAAAAUUUGAUCCCAUCGAAAUAUGGGAAAAGUAAAAGGGAUACUUUUUAUGGGCAAGGAGCUAGCCAAAAUGGGAAAGAAGAGAGCCACAUUGACACUGGCUACAUGAAUGAUAUGAUAUGGCUGGACCUUUCCGAUGUGCUUCUGUACCUUCUGAGGAGCUGCAGCCACGUGGGGAUUGUGCAUCAUGUGUGGAACGUUUUCGAUGAAAUCAUGAGAAAGGGGGGCUAUGCGGUUUGUACUCCCCGCGAUGGGGGUAACAGAGAGGACUACCAACACGAUGCAGACGAAUCGCAGUUCGUUCUAGUCGGUCAAGGCUCCUUAAAAGUGCACAGAUCAAUGGCCGCGAACAUAUGGCACCUGUACAAGGACAUGUACAAGAGGCUGCAGAUACUCAUGCAGCACAAGAAGUACAAUUUUUUUUGGGCUCUGUUCUUUUCGCCCUUCAACACGAAAUUGAGUGUCCAUAAUGUGAAUACCCUGCGAAGUGCCUGCAGCGCCCCCUAUAGGAAGUUUCUCAACUGUCUGGUCACCAGCCGCGACUUCUGGGUCUUCCUCUUUCUCAAUCUGGUGGGGAGCAUUCCGCCCGAACAUCAGGGGGGAGGCGGCAAGGAGAGCUAA
Messenger RNA from Plasmodium inui San Antonio 1, 2118 nucleotides. RefSeq lists its product as hypothetical. The record is from RefSeq and is a predicted model, not a curated record. The transcript has a single exon. Bases 1 to 2118 code for a protein of 705 amino acids. NCBI's taxonomy places the organism in Eukaryota, Apicomplexa, Aconoidasida, Haemosporida, Plasmodiidae.